This is a messenger RNA of Mesorhabditis spiculigera, 483 nucleotides long. Lineage: Eukaryota; Metazoa; Nematoda; Chromadorea; Rhabditida; Rhabditidae. The record is from the annotation of a GenBank genome assembly.
AUGAAGUCGUUCGUCGCUUUCUGCCUCUUCGUCGAAGUCGCCUAUGCUUGCAUCGCCAUCCCGCCGCUGCCCGGCGCGGCCCCGCCACCCCCACCGCCUCCACCACCGGCGCCUUGCUGCUGCGCAGCCGCGGCCCCAGCUUGUGCUCCUCCGCCACCACCGUGCGGUUGCGGCUGCGGCGGGCGCAAGAAGAGGUCGAUCCUGGAGAGCGAGCAGCCGACGACGCUGAGCCUUGAUGAGGUGGCGCUGGUCGCGUCGACGGAAGACCAGCUGUGCAACUCGCUGACUUUGAAGAAGAUCUUGAAGGAGAACAUGAGCAACUCGCCGAGCUUCUCGAAGGUAGCCAUCUCGAACAUCCUGGCCGAUCGGAACACCACUUUCUCGGUGAUUUGCGGAGCCGGCGAGCUGGAAUUUGCGAUCGGCCACGCCUUCGACCACUGCUCGCUGUCGCAAGACGGCGUCGCCUGCCAAAUCUUUACCGAA